AUAGAAUAAUAAAUAAUGUUAUCUAAAAACCUUGGGUAGUUACGAGUUUGGUGUAAAGAUGUAUAACACAUAAUCCAGAUUAAUAAAUUAUAAAACUGUUGAAAGCUUGCUGGUUCCCGCGUUCUAAUUUUGUGUUAUUUGUUUCCAUUUCGUUCGGACUUCGGCCUGUCCGUUGUCGACUGUCGGCCAUAAUUCUAUUGCCGAAUCCCGAAGUGCAUGUCCGACAAUCGACGUAUACCAUAUUUUACGACCUUAUAAUACGUAAGAUUAUUCUGAGCAAAUACGUCAUACAUUCAUCUAGUUUCUAUUUUUGAAUGUGUUAGAACGCAAUGGCAACCACAAGCAACGGCUCAGAUUCUUCACGAAAGAACACAGACAAUAAAGAGAAUGAUAACAAAGAUGAACAGAAUAACAUGUUUGAAUGUAACAUAUGCUUGGAUUAUGCAAAGGACGCGGUUGUCAGUGUUUGUGGCCAUUUAUUUUGUUGGCCAUGCUUGCAUCAAUGGUUAGAAACUCGUUCAAGUCGACAAGUAUGCCCUGUGUGUAAAGCUGUUAUAAGUAAAGAUAAAGUAAUACCAAUUUAUGGACGUGGAAAUACCAAACAAGAAGAUCCCAGAAAUAAAGUGCCACCUAGGCCUGCUGGUCAAAGAACUGAACCUGAUGCUAAUACUGGUUUCCCUGGUUUUAACUUUGGAGAUGGUGGUUUCCAUUUGUCAUUUGGGAUAGGAGCAUUUCCUUUUGGAUUUUUAACAUCGUUCAAUUUCUCUGAUCGUCCACAUGGAGUUCCAGUUGGUGGUCAAUUACCACAAGAUGAUCAUUACUUAUCAAAACUUUUCUUAUGGAUUGCAGUAAUAUUUAUUAUUUGGCUAUUAUUGGCGUGAUUUACUUGUACAGUAUGUUCUUUUAUAUUAUUAUUAUUCUAUCAUUCAUUGAAUUACUAUAGCAAGCACUUCACGGUGGCUUCUUUUUUUUAUAAUGUUUUUAUUCACUAUUUAGUUUUAACCUAUUGGCUAUAAAGCUUUUCAAAUUGUUUUCAAUUUUUAUCAUCCAAGGCUUAGUCUGAAAUCCUUACUGUGAUUAUUAGUUUGGUUAUUUUUUUGAUACAAAAAACUUAAAUUAUAGUUUAAUAAUAAACUUUUUAACAGUUUGACAAAUAUUUGACCAUGGUGUCGUUUAUAUUUAUUCUUGGAACAGGCAAUAAUUUAAUUAGUUCUGUUUUUUUACUAAAUUAAAUUUGCAAAACAAAUAUUAAUUUUUAUUCUGUAUUAUGUUAUUAUAUCUAAAAAGAUUUAUUUUCAAUUUCACAGUCUAUUUGGGUUUUUAAUUACUAUUUAUGAUUAUUAUGUUAUGAUGGUUUUGUUUUGAGUUAAUUAUAAUAUUAUAAUGAUUCUUUAUGAUUUGUUAUGUUAAAAUGGUAUUUGUUUUUUUUUUUAUUGUAUUCAUCCCAUUUAUAAUUAUAAGAGUAUUCAACGCAUAGUCUGUUAACUAUUACACCCAUAUCUACUUAAUUGUUAAUAUUAAUUUCUUUUUUUAAAUUUACUUGUCUCCUAAUUCAAUCAACCAUAUAAAAUACUUGAGAUUAGAUGGACUAGAAUAAAAUUAUUGUUCAAUAUAUUUAAUCAUAAAUCUUUCUUUUGGUUUGUAAACCACCAUUAUAAACUGAAAGGUUGUAUACCAAAGGGCUAUUAAUU
Messenger RNA from Myzus persicae (green peach aphid), 1691 nucleotides. Its product is annotated as E3 ubiquitin-protein ligase RNF185-like. NCBI's taxonomy places the organism in Eukaryota, Metazoa, Arthropoda, Insecta, Hemiptera, Aphididae. The transcript has 6 exons. Gene Ontology annotation, biological process: ubiquitin-dependent protein catabolic process. Gene Ontology annotation, molecular function: ubiquitin protein ligase activity; ubiquitin-like protein conjugating enzyme binding; metal ion binding. Gene Ontology annotation, cellular component: endoplasmic reticulum. The record is from RefSeq and is a predicted model, not a curated record. Bases 330 to 881 code for a protein of 183 amino acids.